Molecule: messenger RNA, 1336 nt
Organism: Moneuplotes crassus
Lineage: Eukaryota; Ciliophora; Spirotrichea; Euplotida; Euplotidae
Source: the annotation of a GenBank genome assembly
UUUUCUAUUUGUUGUUUUUCUUAUAUAUGGCUCUGAACACGCUAUCUGGACUUCUUCUAGUAGGCUUAUAUUAUGCGACAUACAGUAUUUUUUUACGAUCAGUGUUCCCAGACUCUGUAUGCUUUGACAUUACCAAGACAGCUAAUAUUUUGGAGAAUGUUUACCUUGCACUUGUGUUCUUGGUACUAAUCCUGAGCACUUGAGUGAAACUAGACUGGUGCGAUUGGUACUUCAAAAUAGCUGCUAUCUUCAUGGGUAUAUUCUCUAUCUUAAUGACUGUCGUUGUAAUAAUCUCAGUAAUGCAAGUACAGAUAAAUGCGAAGGUGUACAUCGCCACUUUGGGACUACUCUGUACGUAUAUUUUACCAAUGCUGUUGAAUAUUCGAAAUCUGAAGUUCUUGAAUUUUUGGAAGGGUACUUUUUAUCUAUUUCUUCUGAUGCCUACUUAUAUCAAUAUCAUUAGUAUAUAUGCUGUUGCUAACACCCAUGAUGUCACUUGGGGCUCCAGAGCGCCUCCAAACUCUCAACACAAGGAAACUUCAAGAGAGAGGAAGCAGAGAGUAGAGUAUGAGAAUUUCAGAUCAAAUUGGCUAGUGUUUUGGAUUUUCCUGAAUAUUCUUGCAGGCUGGUCAGUCAUUUUUAUAUCAAGAGAGGACCAAACUGAAUAUUUGUUCUAUGUUGUAGCAGCGAUUGGAGCUAUUGUUGGAUCUAAGCUAUUCUUUUCUAUCCUGUAUAAAGUCAUGUACCUAUGAGUACACAAGAGAUUGAAAAGGAAAAUUCACAACCAGAAGAAGGAACAUGGUUAUCAAUUUGAUUUAGAAGAGAAGAAAGAAGAUAGAAGUAAUGAUUCAGCUUCCCAAAAGUUUCAUAACUUGUGGAGGACCAGCCAUGCUGGCUUUCCACCGGCUUCUUAUGAUUCAGAAGGUCAGUUAAGAGUUGAUUCGAGCGAGCCUUUAGGCUUUUUUGAAGGAAAGGUUGAUUCAGACGCAAGUGAGAAUGUAAGGGAGAGUAGUGAGGAUGGAGGGAUGAGGGAGGAGAGAAUGGGAAGAGGAGGGCUGGAUAUGCCGUUAGAGAAGGUGGAAAGGAGGAAGGAGAGGUGAGAUUUUAGGGAUGAGAGUGAAAGGAGAUGAGAGAGGGGGAUUUCAGGAGAAUUGGAAAAUCGUCAAUUUGGGCAUUCUUCAGAGGAGGAUCUGUAAUGAUGUUAUAAUCAAGCAGUAGAAGGAUUUUCUCAAGACUUAAAAUUUAUACAUUUCCAUACAAUUUUCCAUAAACCUUCUUAAACCCCUUCCUUCCAAAAGCCUUCUAAGCAUAGAUCAGAGAUCUCCCUCUACCAUUA